UGUAACACCAUGUUAUUUCUUCAAUCACGUGGUUAUCACUGCCCCGUCCCAGUCCCUUCCAUCCGCAAUACGUAUUUUGUGAAAUGCAAAAUCCCUAGAAACAUCCAACCUAGAAGUGUUGCCUUGGAAACGGAUGGUGUUACCUUGGAAACUGAAAGUGCUGCCUUAAAAAAUGACAAUGUGUUAGCGGAUACCAACGUGAGCUUCGAAAGUGCAGGAAUUCUGGGAAGCGGGAUCGAGGUUUAUGAUGGAAAAGAGUAUUCUGAAAAAAAGUUCUUUGUGUGUGAUGUGCGUCUACUGACGUUUGUACCGGGGAAAGUAUUAAAUGAAAUACCGCUGAACACUGAACUGCUGUUUAAUGCCGGGAUGGCCGUUGGGAGGUUGGAUCGAGAUUUAGAGGAUUUUCCAUGCCCGAAACUUGAUCGACCAGGAUUUGCGUGGGGCCUGUCAAAUGUUGUGACCACAGUUGGUCAGCUCCUUGAAGCUGCGGUCACUGAUCAAAAUCGCUCCAAACUUGUUCGAGAGGUUUGUGAAUCUUUCAAGAAAGAAGUGGCACCAAAACUUCAUCUCUUGCCCAAACAGACCAUCCACGCUGAUGCAAAUAACAACAACAUCAUAGUCACGCCAGAUAGCAGUUUUGGUUUCAUAGACUUUGGAGAUAUUAACUACAGUUGCCGCAUCUUUGAACUGGCAAUUUCCCUUAUGUACAUCCUGAAUAUUGCUGAUGACUUGAGCUGCGGGAAUACCCGCAUGGCGGGACAUUUCUUCGCGGGAUAUUACUCGGUUAACCCGCUGACUGGAGAAGAACUUGAACUACUCCACGUGCUUGUAGCCGCAAGGUUUUGUCAGUCGCUAGUAAUUGGAGCUUACUCCAACAAAUAUCUUGACCCUGACAACGAAUAUCUGUUGGAAUCAGCCAGAAACGGUUGGAAAAAUUUGGAAGCAUUUUGGAAAUUACCUAAAGAAGAGGUGUUGAAAACAUGGCGCGAAAUUAGCGAACAUAUUGAAAUCUAGCUAAAAUUGGAUACCGCAAAGUUUUGAUUGUAGCAACUGCAAAUUCUUUCCUCACUCAACCCUCGAAAAAAGCUAAAAGAUGUAUGGUUGAUAGUUAAAAGAUGCCAAAAGUAGCGAUACUGCAAAGAUAUCGACCAUUCGAAAGCAACAGGCGUGAUCUCACAUUUAACAUGGUUUAAAAACUGAACUCAUUCUUGCUUUAGGUAACUGUUACUUCAAGGCAAUAUGCUACUCAGUUCGGUGUAAAAAAGUUCUUCCCAACAAAACAUCUGAUUCCUUUCUUCACCAUAUAUAAUGUAAGAAAACUCGCUUGCGGCUCGUGUUUUUACUAAAUUUCUGCCUUGCUGUGAAUAUUUUUUGUCGUGUUUAAUUAUGAGGGAAUAACUCAUUGUCUUAGCUUUUUUAUUUUUUAACUCCUCUAAGUUUUCUAAAUAGUCUAAACGUUGUCCCUCCAGAGUGAAUAUUAAGGGAGCUUAAAACAAUAGGAAAUCAAAAAGAGAUACUCCUAUGGUAUCGACCAUUGGAAAGUAACAGACAUCAUUUAAGUUGGUAUAAAAAAAUGAACUUAUAUUUGCUUUAGAUAACUCUUACUUCUAAAGCAAUAUGAAUCUCUUUGGUGAUAAAGUUCUUUUGAACAAAAUAUACUAUUCUUUUCUUCUCCACAUAUAACCUAAGAAAACUCACUUGUGGCUCGUGUUUUUACUUAAUUUCUACCUUGUUGUGGAUAUUUUCUGUCGUGUUUAAUUAUGAAAGAAUAACUCAUUGUCAUAGCUUUUUUAAUUGUGAAUUCAUCCAAGUUAUGAAGAUAAAAAAAUCUCUCGACAAAUUUAUUUCUGCUUGUUUUUGGUAUGUGAUAAAUUAAGGGAUGAUUCUUCAUUUUUACCUUUUUACCUCGUUAAAGAGUAUGAAACGUUCACAAAGGCACGAAUCUUACGUUUCCUCGAGUGUGUAAAGAGAAGGUGAGCCUGGUAGGCGAAGUUUCUUAGGCCAUACGAGUAGCCGAAUUUUGUUCCUGAAAUCCUCAGCGCGCGGAACUUAGUUGCCGAUUGCAGGCUAUUGCACGCUAGGAAACGAAAGAGACUGCUCGCAGUCUACGUAGCCUUUUGAGGGAGUAAAAUGUCACAGUAUGAUCCGUACUUAGAAUCGGCAAACACUAGGGGCCAUGUUGCUGCCUUCGUGAAGCGGGGACAAGCCUCUUCUUGUGUAGGUGUGCCCAUGUUGUGGGGACAAUACACAAACUAGUGCAGAGGAAGCGGAUUUGAUUUAUUUCUAUGUUGUAGCGGGGACACUUUGCGAGAGCAGAACACAUACGAUGCGACAUUGAAAAUUGAGGUCAUUUUGUCCCUGCUCCGUGGCACAGGAAUUCAGACUAGUUGAGUUUCAUGCAGCUUGUUGUAGGGACGAAAUUUUGUCGCCCUGCGCAAAACUAGGAUUUGCAACUCGCAAAAGCUGGUAUGUCACAGAAGAAAAACUGUACCUGCUUCAUGUCCUUACAACAUGCCCCCUUGGUGUUUGCGGUACGUUAUAAUUAUCAGUAGAGUAACAAGACAUAUCAACCAAAACAUCAUGCAAAUUAAAGAACUGGGGUUUUGACAACUUUUUUACAUUUGUAUUUGUUCGAACCAAUAUUAGACUUAGUCGUGUCACUUCGUUACCUCGGUCAUGUCAGCUCGUAACCAUGAUAACCGAAGGGUAAUUCAAAUUUUGUACAGGUCAAAGCGACAACUUUUACAACUUCGUUUCCAGGGCUUUCCUGUGGCAUUUGGGGGAAGCCUGGAAACAAGAUUAAUCG
Molecule: messenger RNA, 2806 nt
Organism: Orbicella faveolata
Lineage: Eukaryota; Metazoa; Cnidaria; Anthozoa; Scleractinia; Merulinidae
Product: hydroxylysine kinase-like
Molecular function (GO): amino acid kinase activity
Source: RefSeq, a predicted model, not a curated record